UUCUACGCCUCUCGGAAUUCGACGACGAUGAGGGAUAGAUCUCGCAGCGAUAGAAAUAAGCGGCGGUGCCGCUCGCCCUCCGCCUCUGCCGGAAAAUGGGCUGACCUUCUCGACCCGCUUCUUCUUUCCGUCGUCGACCGCCUCCCCUCCCUCCGCGACCGCUUCGCCGUCGCCUCCGUCUGUCGCACCUGGCGCGCCGUCUCCCGCCCCUCCCUGUCCUCGGCCACCGGUAGUUGUCCCCCUCUCCUCUGUCGCCCGUUCGUUGGCCCCUUCCACCGCCGGUCCCGCCGCUACCACCAGAUUUCCCCCCGCCGUUGCGACCUCCUCUGCCCAGCCGCACCCUUCGCGCCCUCCCGCUCCAUGGUUUCCUCCGGGUCCCUCAACCUUUUCCUCCUUGGCUGUUCCUAUGGCCACCUCAUCUUCUGCAAGGGCCGUCGUGCCAUCCUCGCUGACAUCUUCACUGGCGACGAGCUCCGUUCGCCGGACCUCCCCAGCGAUGGCUGGCGUUUCCACUACGGAGCCCUAACUGGUUCUCUGUCCUCUCCCGGCUCCAAUCUCCUCUUGAGUGCUAACGGGAACCUUCUGCGGUGGCGGAUUGGAGACAGUAAAUGGGAAGAAUGCUCAUUCACACCGCUUGAUGUUCACAUGGAACGUGUAGUGGCUUUCAAAGACCACGUUUUUGCGUUGGACAGUGCCGAAAGGCUUCGCGUUCUCCAGUUCUCGCCUUAUUUUAGCAUCAAACAGAUGGCAGUGCAGUGGGCUGGGCGAAGCAUUUACUCGGGCAUGAAUAUUGGCUUCACUCAGCAGCUGGUUGAGUGUGGUGGCGAGCUCAUGCUGGUGCAGGUCAUCCCUGCAGGGCAAAUUAUGCAUCUGAAGUUUGAAGUGUACCGCUUGGACUUGUCGGGACAGCCAACAUGGGUGAAGGUGGAUGGUUUGGGAGAUUGGGCAUUGUUCAUUGAGGAGUCAGGCAGAUGCCCUGCAUCGUGUGCUUGCCCAGGCAGGUGGGGAGGACGGAGCAAUUGCAUCUAUUAUGCAGGACAUGGACGUGGUCGUUGGCAUGUGUUCUCAUUGGACGACACUUCUAUUGAUACUACUGAUCCAGAAUCUCCUCUGUAUUUUGAUAACCAAUGCGUUUCGAUGUGGCCUUCGCCCUUUUGGGUUUAUCCGAGUAUGUUGUAUUGAUCCCUUUGAUAGGGUGUCAUCAAGAUUGCAGUGGAGCAAAGGGAAUUUUUGGUGGAUUGGUGACAUGCGUAGAAUGCAAAUAGAACAACAACGGUGAAAGCACUCUGCUGUAUCAACACUAACAUUGAGAGAAGGAAGCAAGGGGACCAAAUGGGACUAGUAUGUGCUAUCAUAAUAUGUUCAAGUUCACCUUUUUUUAUAAUAUCUGGCACAGUGAAAGCAUUUUACAUAAUUUAGGCCCAAUUUUAGUAUUUUAUGUCUGUUACAAUACCAAGACUUCAACAGUUAUAAGCUUCGCAAACUUCAUUCGA
This is a messenger RNA of Musa acuminata AAA Group (dessert banana), 1493 nucleotides long. RefSeq lists its product as uncharacterized. NCBI's taxonomy places the organism in Eukaryota, Viridiplantae, Streptophyta, Magnoliopsida, Zingiberales, Musaceae. Bases 28 to 1182 code for a protein of 384 amino acids. The transcript is spliced from 2 exons. The record is from RefSeq and is a predicted model, not a curated record.